AGCGUAACGUUGUGGUCGCACGGUGUAUCCCCACCUCAACAAGGAAACGUGACUCUUUUCGUCGCUGCUCUGGAAUUCAAUGAAAUCUAACACAAAUACGAAUCUUUUGUUUGGUCGAGUGCUCGUAAGCGUGAAUACUUCUUUAAGAUACAUAUACGUAUUCAAUGCGAGUGUAGUUGUGUGUGUGUGCGUCUAGGUCGUUGCUAAAUAUUGAUGUGCGUGUGUGUGUGUGUUUUUGAAACAGUUGCAUUCCUCGAGGCAAAGAAGCUGCCGUUCGCAUUCACUGGGAACGUGAGAAGAAGUGUAUUAGAAAUACAUUGAAGCCCCCUUCGAGAUAAUGUCCAUGAAUUAUGUGGCAUCCUCAAGGUCGGCUUAGUUAGUUGGGUUCUAGAGAGAAAGAAAAUUACAUGUGUAUGACCAAAACAAACAACAAAUUUGUCUCGUCCCACGUUGUGAUGUGCAAACAUUGAAUAUUGUUGUAGUCAACAAUUUUUAUAUUUGUUAAAUCGGAUCGGAUCGGUGUGAGUGUGUGUGUUUGUGUGUGCGUUGAACGCAUUUAAAGGAAAGCACAGCCAAAUAAAAUCACUUUUUGGCCGGCAGCUCUGAAAAAUUCUUUCGAAAUUACGUCGCGUGGUAAUAUUUCGCUAAAAGAGAAACAACAUUUCUUUUUUAUUUCGUUUCUCGGAUUUGGGCCGUUCGGCGUGAGUGUGUCAGAGUGCUGUCUGUGCCUUCAUAAUCGUUGUCGUAUUUUUAGUAAAUGGUGACUCGCAGCGCGCCGCGACUUUUUGACGACAUUUCGUUUUUAGUUUAGAAAUAAAAUUGAAAUUGUAUUAAUCCAAGCAAGCCAACACAACGACAUCAACAACAACAACGACAAGAAAAGCGGAACAACAACAAUUUGCACAAAUAGUUUUGUAUUCAAUUAUUAUUAUCUAUUUAUAAAACAACACAAUUUUUGUAUAAAUAAAUAUUUGCAGAGAGAGAGAGAGAGAUAAAUCAAAUAACAAGUGUAUAUUAAAUGAAUCUUGGCAUAAUUAAGUGUAUGGAAUUUUCAAAUAAUCCUAAACCGAACAUGGAUGCUGUAUAAAUAUACGCACACAUGCAUAUGUAUGCGGGUAUGCAUAAAUACAAGCAAAACAAUUUGCUUAGUUUCAUCAACACAAAAGCACAACUAAAUGUUGUCAUAAUUCCAAAAUCCAAAUGAGUAUUUCCAGUUCAUAUCCAAGCAAGUGUAUCCUAAAACUAAACCAAACGACGAAAACAGUCAACCCACCAGCUAUUCCAUCCAGCCAUCCAGCAUAGAAGAGCUCAAGCGUACAUAAUAAAUAAAUAAAUAAAUAAAUACUAAAAACUACAUAAAUAUUUAUAUCACAUACUCUGGUCGACGCCACCGUCGUCUUCGUCGCUGUCAUCCCCCUCACAGUUGUUGUUGUCGUCGACGACGAUAGAUCAUUAACGGCAGUCGGUCUGUGCUGGCUGGCCCUGCUUGCCUGUCUGGCCGAACUCGAAGUCGGUCCAUGUGUGUGAGCACCAGUGCGUUUGGCUGUGAUAGUGUUAGUGCCACCGCCAGUCUUAUUGGCAUCAUUUUUAAGAAUCUAGUUCAAGUGCCAACAAAAUAAUAAAGUGUAGAAAAAGUCCAUGUCAAGAAGGCGAAGAAUAAAUGCCGCCACAUAAAAAGUAGUGAAAAAUUUCGUAAAAAGUGUGAAGAAAUAAAUAAAUGAAAACACACCAAAGACAUUGUGCCCACUUUUCGCUCCUCUCUGUCGUUGCUGCUAUUGCCAGUGCUACAUUGAAUGGCUAUAGACCCAAGUCUAUAUUCUGUUCAGUUCAGUUCAGUUCAGCUCUGUUUAUGUGUUGCUCUCACUUUCUUGUGAAUGAAUGACCUCCACAUAAUUCUAAAGAAAGAAAGAAGAAUAAGUAAAAGAAAAAGAAAACAAACAACAUAAACGUAGACCCUGCCUGCACCUGCUGCCAAUGAGUGAACGCCAUCUAAAUUUCCCCCGGCUGCUGCAGCACCAACAUUGAUGUCCACAACAACAGCGCCACCGACAAGAGCGCCAAUAUUGAGACCAUUCGUUCGAGCGGCCUUGGGAGACAUACCGGCGAAACCAUUAGCACUCUGCCAGUCAAACAUUCAUUCAUAGAGGCAGGCCACUUUCGUCACUGCACCGGAUGGAAUCUUGGAACAAACAGCAGACAACGGCAAUAGCGCAUGGAGGAGAAAUUAAUUAUGAACCAACGAGCGGACGGAUAAGGAAUAGACGUGACGAGAAGCUUUGCCAGCCAGUGGAAAUCCAGCACAAAACAUCCGAAGGAUAACUGAACGAAGCAGCCACCUACCAGUACCACUAACGCCGCCACCACCACCACCACAUGCACGCAAACUAAACGCAAAGCGAUAAUUAUUUCAUGCAACCAGUUGCAGGAAGUGCGAAAUCAUUGUGUGGCAGCAGCAAUUAAGUUGUUCGCAAAGAAAUCGCCUUUGCCUAAGGAGCUUCGGGGAAUUACGUGCAAAUUUCCAUCAUCGUCAUCGGGCCGGGCAACCACCACUUCAUCAUUGUUAAGCAAUCCGCCAAGAGAAUAGCCAUAAAAUUAAGGAAAUCGCACUAGACAGACGAAGAGACGGACAGACAGAUAUUGGCUGUCACUUCCACGCUCUGUGGUGGCCAAGAGACGAUUAGUGGGUGAAUAGAGUGAGCCGAGGUUGGAAGUGGCUGGGACCACUGCCGUCAACGGCCAUCAACAUUGUCAUUAAUAGCGGGGAUUUUGCACACGCACCUAUUAACGCCUACGAUUUGGUGUUCGACGCGUAUUCCGUUCCGUCACUGAUGCCAUCAACACGUUUGCGUUGUCUGUUCUUAACGCACUCCAUAAAUUGCAGACGAUUCGGAGGAGAUCCAACGACAAGUGAAUGAACAACGAACCAGCUGAUGUCUUGAGUGUCCUCAAGCCUUUUUUAGUGCUGACCAUCUAGCCAGACAUCCCGUCAGCUACGCCGCCAUUAUCAGGAAUUGCAAUUGUUUUAAUACAUUGGCCAUCCAGCCAUUCAACUAACCCAGUCAGUGGAACAGUGGCUUUCAGCCAUUGAUUGCUUUCAUAGAACGGCGAUUUUUUUUUCGGACAAAAGCACCGAAAAUCGGCAAGUGCGUUUUUGAGUGUGUGUGUGUGUAGGCUGGCCCAUUACUGUGUCCAUAGAUCAGACUUGUGGUGGCGUGCAGUUGCCAUUAAGUGCUCAUCGGACACCAGUUUAUGUGGCCGUGGCUGGCUCCUGUCAGCGUUUCUCGCUUUGGUUAGAGAUCGAAAUCGAGGUGGCGGGGGAGACAGCACACGUCCGCUGGACCAGUCGCACAAAUAAUGAAGCCCAGCAGUAGCGUGUCGUGUGGUUGCUGUUUCUGUUGCUACUGUCGCAGUUGGCUGAUGAUGCUGUUAAUGGUCUCCAGCGUUAUUCACGUGUCACCGGAGAUGAUGACAGCAAUAACAACAAAAACAGAUACGAAUUUAAAUAAUUACUACAAAGCCAUGACUAAAUUUGCAAAGUUCAAUAGCAAAUUACCUAGUCAAUCGAACGAAGUAGAGCCAUCAUCGGCUCAGCCCCUAGCAGAUACUCAGAGGAACACCAUCCCCGAGUUAUAUCCUGCACUGCAAUCCGAUAUGAUAGCCACACUGGCCACAAUGCAAACACAUUUCACUAUCUCGAAAACACCAACAGCAACACCAGCAACAACAAUUACUACAACUACAACAUCAUCUCUGCUCGGACAAAUUGCAGUGACAAGACAAAGUUCAUACGAAACAAGAGCAAGAGCAAGAACAACAACAGCAACAGCAUCAACUACAACUGGACCCGUAGCAGAAGAAGAAAUACGGAACUCAGUUUACAGGUCAUCAACGAACAACCCCAGCACACCUGCUCUCACCGGUGAUAAUUACGACGUUGUUAUCCAAACAACAGAUACACCAGCUUCAAUGCCCAAAUCCACAGAGACAAUGGGUGAGAAAGGAACAACGAACGUACAAAUCGCUCCGUUUCAUGGUGACAGCAAAAACCCCAAGUAUCCCAGAAUAGAAUCGAAUUCAAGCCUGCACUCCGGCACAACAUCGGCAGAAACAACAAUUGUCACACAACAUGCACAACGUCCUAAGGGCAAUCAUGUCGGCGCUGCGUCGAAUCAGAUGCACAACAUCGAAGAAGUACAAAAGACCAUCACCGGACAAAGAAUCACAGCCACAGUCUCAUCUAGUUCAAAGUUAACUAAACAAAACACCCCCCAGCCCAGCAGAAAGGACCAAAUAACAAUCAGCAGCCUUAACAACAGCAACAAACACGCCAGAGAUAUGUCGGUGUCAUCACAACUGCAAACGACCCACUCAGACCUGCAGCCUUGGCAUCGCAAUCAAUUAAAGAGACCAGCACUUUUAGCCGCAUCUACUCAGCCUCGGACUUUGCUGCGCCAGACCCGGCAAGCGGACGAUGAGCCAAUCGACAAAUGUCGUUUGUUUGAAGUAGGCGAUCCCGAAAAGAUGGAGUUGUAUAGUCCCGACUAUCCGAAUGUCUAUCCAAAGAACAUUAAUUGCACGCGUGUGAUUACGGCACAAAAGGGGCAGAUAAUUCGCCUGGAUUUUCGCAAUUCAUUUCACAUAGAAGAGAAGGAGGACUGCAAAUUUGACUUUUUGGAGAUACGCGAUGGACAAUAUGGUUUUUCAAAUUUAAUUGGAAAAUUUUGCGGAACCGACUUUCCGCCGGAGAUAACUUCGAAAGAAAGAUACCUUUGGCUGCAUUUCCACUCAGAUGAGAGCAUAGAAUAUUCUGGCUUUACGGCUGUAUACGAAUUUAUAGACAGAACGCGUGAUGCUCCCAGUACGGAUUUGAAUUGCACCAUCGAAAAGGGCGGCGAUGAGGGGUUUGUUAACAGCACUGAUAUACCGCAGGAGAUCAGAGACACUGUAGCUGCCAAUAAAAUUGCCUUGGAUUGUAUGUGGCGUAUUCAGGUGCAGGAGAAGUGGAAGAUCCAAGUGAAAUUCUUAGAUUUUAAAUUAUCCAAACCCAAUGACUGUGACGUGAAUUUCCUAGAUAUUUUCCCAGAACAAACAGUAAUGCCCCUCAGAGUGAAAAACUUUUGUGGGUCUGCCGGUGAGGGUAUUACAUCGGAGUCCAAUAUUUUGCAUAUGCGGUUUUAUGCCGAGCAACAGGCCGUUAAUUCAACGUUUUCCAUUCUAUACACCGCCUUUCGGGAUCGUGGCAGUGGCUCAUGUGCGGAAAAUGAAUACGAUUGCGAAGACGCCACCUGCAUUGCUGCCGACUUGAAGUGCAAUCAGCGUGACAAUUGCAAAUUCCGCUGGGAUGAAGAAGGCUGUGAGCCUGAAUCCAAGGGACAAUCGGAGCAUAUGACUAUUAUCAUCACUGUGUUUGGUCUGAUCCUGGGCGGAAUGGUCAUAACAUUCCUCGUAAAUUGUGUGCGCAAAAUUAUGCAUGACCAGAAGAUUAUACGGGAACACAUUCGACAGUCGAAGGAAAGCAAGCUAGACGAAAUGGGACGCAAUUCAAAGGCUCGGUCUCGUGACAACAUAUCCAUUGUGUCGCCCAGACAAAAACAUUCACAGACUUCGCUGCAGAUACUCGAUGAUGUUUCCAACCGCUAUUAUCGGGAAAUUGAACUACAGACCAAGGGCAAUUUCAAAGAGAAGGAGCCGCCCAACCUAAUACGACGGCACGACAUGAUUGUUCAAACUAGUCUCUGCAGCACCGACGAUUCGUCGACAACAACGGCAGCAGAACAGCCGCCGCCAGGACCUGCAGCAGUUCCACAACCGAAUGCAUGUGACAUGGGCUGUCAAACGAGGGAAUCACUCUUUGCCACCGCCUCAUUGCUGCGUUCCAAAUCAAAGACGCCAUCCCUUGUCGGUGGCCACCGAAGCGUUGAAGGGGUACCACCACCACCUCGAUUCUCAACGUUUGGCUAUGAUGCAGCUCAGAUGACGGCACAACAGCCCACAUUCGGUACCACUUCCACUCUAUCCAGACGCAAUAUUCACCUGCCGCAAGGAUCCAUUGAAACGGACCACCCGCAAAAUCAGGAGCACAUGACUAUGGUGCAGCCGCAACAACAACAGCAGCAGCAGCAACAACAUCGUCAUUUACAUCAUCGGCCUUCGCAGGAAAUUUGUCACCAUCAUCACCAACACCAGCAGCAACAGCAACAGCAACAACAACAACUGCAAAAGCAAACAUUGCCUCGUCAUCAGCAUCAACAUUUGCAAGACCAACACCAACAUCACCAUCCCCCCUCGUCGACGGGAGCUCACAUAACGACUGUGCCAUCAACUGGCACAACGAUUGUUACAGCCAUAUCAACAGGAUCCAGUGCUGCCCGGGUCCGAGACCCCGCCGCAGCCGUCGGUCUAGCUGGCAGUGCCAAGAACAAGCAGACCAAACUCGAUGAGUCAAAGCUAUUCAUCGACAUUAGAAACUCGGCUCCGGAUGUUAUAAUUAUGACAUCCCAUUGACAAUUAAGGAAAUCCCAGCCCAGCAGUCCCCGCUCCACCCGGCAACAUUGUACAGAAUAUUACAUUAUACCUCCGACCGUUAUCGUUUCGUUGACGUCUCUUCUGAAACGAACGACAAAUGAGUUGGCAAAGUCCAGACUUGUCAGUCAUCGAGGAGCCCCAGUGCGUUCGUCAAUCGGAUGUUUUGUUGAGCAUGACGUGCAACUUUAUUUAGUUAAUCACAGUCGAUUCAUUUGUUAAUAAAAUUUCGAAAGUGUCAUUGACAGCUCAUGGAAGUGUGCCCAAAGAGUUUCGGACAGUGACGCAAUUCCACCGGCCAUGUCUGAUGGUCAAGUAACGAAUAUCCACACCAAACUCAAUUAGAGUAGAUUUUAGAGAGUAGUUAAAUCGUCUCGUUACUCCUACCCUCCCCUCCCCUCCCCUCCCCCCACUCUCUCUAGUACGGUCUACGUUUACACAGUAAUUAUAGGCAACAUGACCUUUGAAAAGAAUUCAUGUUGCGGAGGAGGGUUGCGAGCGUUACAUGCUUGUUUGGUCAUGUUUCUCUUCCGUUGCGUUGUUUAUUGUCCUCCCCUUGUGCGUGGUUCCAUUUUUGUGGUAUUCCCAAACCAGAGCAAAACAUGCUACAAACACAAUACGCCUCACCGCAUGAUAUAUAGCCAGAAAUACAACGACACGCUGAUGGUGGCGGCGGUGCUGAUUUACAACUUCGCCAGUAAAAACGCCUCGAUCGCCAUCAUAUGUCAUAUUUGGAUGCUGCCAAACAGGGGCCCUGCCGCUACUUUCUCUUUCACUGGCCAGCAGUAAACCAAUGUCGUCUAUAUGUAUUUUGUUUUUUGUUCAUGUAACAACGCAACAUGUCCUGGUUUUAGAAGGAAUGUUUGCAUGCAUGUCUGUGAUGCGAGAGUGUUGAUGUUGUGCGUGCGUGUGUGUGUGUAUGUGUGUUUGUCCAUGUGACGAGAGCAUUCAUCAAUUUUCACUUUUGGUGCAUGUUGAUGAAAACAGUGUCAUUCAUUAUGGAUGUGCCAGGGCAGACGCAUACAGCUUCCCAUACAGCAUCACUACAUUCAUAUAAGAGAGUGAUUAAAGAAUUGGAUUAGAUCCGAGCGGAAAUUGAAUCGAAGAUAAGCUAAUUAUUUAAUCGAUUUUCCGGCAGAGUCAAAGCAAUUGUUUGCUUGUAUUGCGAUAUGCAAUAAUUUGCUACUAGUGUAGCGAUGUUGAUGAUGAAAAAGAUGAAGAUAAAGCUCUGUUCCAGAAUGUGCACCCUUGUUUUCAAUUUCCCUUGCUUGUAGGCGGAUUUGGCGGAGUAAAAAAAUGCGAUAUAUUUGUCACAUAUUUUGCAGUUUCGACUCUCUUGCUUUCUUUGUAAGUAGUUCCCUCUUUUUCUAUUUUUUUUUCCUUUGAAACUAGUACGGGAAAAUGAAUUGUAACAAUUUACUGGGAUGAUCCGCUACUAGACUAGAUGAGUCAAAUAGGAGAACGUCUGAUUAUUUUGUCUGACAUCCAAGCUAUGAUAAUAAUUUUUUAAAAUUUUCAUAUUUUUAAUCGCUUUUUGUCUCUGUCUAACUCUCAAGAACAUGCUUUUAGCGGAACCUUCACUGUGUGAAACCAAUAUUAGACCCAAUAUGAUUGAACAUAAUCCAAACAAUCUAUGGAACUAAUAUUAUAAUUAAAAUGUCUGAAAUUUCGCUAAUGUUUUCUACCGGACGAGGUUGGGAUAUAUUCUUUGCAGAUUUGGGGUAGUUUUUGUAUCCAUGCGAACCCGUAAACAUCUAUAAUAUUUCGAUCGGACACUGUCGGAAAGCGAGUCUGUUUACGUUAUAAAUGACCCGCUAAACUAAUGGUCCGAACAAGGAAUCAUUGAUUGUUACUACAACAUCGUGUUUGACCGGUUGUGCGUGCUCCAUCAUGUUUUCGACAAGGACAACGUGGCCAACAUUAUUCCUUUGUAGUCGAAUGCCCAUCGCAGUUAGUCUGAAUCACAUUGACAACAACCGGAGAGGAAACGAUGACGACAAUGUCAUUGUCGUUUCUGACAUCCGUGUACGGUCGACCAUGUUUUAUAUGUCCAUGCAUACACUCACACACACAAACACACAUGCAUAUGCAUGCGUCCAUAUUUGUAGAUAUGUGACUGUGCGUGCGCUUGUGCUUGUGUACAUGAAAAUUAUGUGCAAUAACAGACACGGCAGCAGAUGUUUCCCUUUGCCAGGAUGAACACGAACACGCUCACACGCUCAUCCAUUUAAAAAAGGAAUUGGACAAAUAAAAGCAAAGAAUUCAUUUCCAUAUCUCGCGCUAAAGUAAAGCCAAACAUUGUCAUUCUUUAACAUCUGCAAAUAUGCCGAAGUUUACUGAAAAGAUUGAAGAUUUUUGAUCGCUGGAAAUUUCUUUUGAGUACUUUUCAUGAGAGGAUUAAAACGGGCGGCAUUUUAAAAGGCCAAAUAAAGGAUAUCGUAAAACGGUGGAAUCGCAUCAAAUGUAAAUUACACCGUGCUACAUAAAACAUUAAAAUUGCAGUCGAAUUGAAAGUGUAUUCGAAAAAUAAAAAAUAUGGGAAUGACAAAUUGAGAAUGGACGGUCAAUUCAAUUUUGCAUUCAAUAAAAAAUAUGGAACACUACCUUCUAUUGAUAUGCAUUAACUGUUGUAUUAAUGGGCUUAAAUUGCUCUCUUUUUCAUUUUGUAGCACAGUGUUAUUAAAUGAGGCAAUGUUUACGUAAGACUGUAUCAAUGGAAGUUAAUAUAUUUCGACAUGGUCUCCGAAAUCCACUUAACUUCAACAAUUACAAAUAGAACGUCAUAUGUCCUUUUUUUUGUUGAAAAGAAUAUAACGUGUUGAAUUGAAUGUAUAAACUCUUCCAUGCGUCACAUACGCUGGACAAUAAAGUAUUAAGUAAAUUGAUUCAACGUGAAGAAUGCAACCAAAGGCAUUUGCUCCUUCCAUUACACACAUACAUUCGUAUAAACGAGUAUUGUACAGAAAAGAGAUUCUGUUACACCCAAGUUAUGACACCAUUCGAAAAAUGAAAAUAAAUUUACCACUUUCCAGUGUACUUCUCUCAAUUGGUUUUCAUUGUUCCGCAUAAUCUAAAAUUCACUGACCAGCCUAAAAGUAUGCAAAGGUAGAUGUAAUGUGUGGUCAAUAAAAAAUUUAUUUUUUCUCUUCCCUUCAUAUUCGGCAUGAUGCAAAUUAAUGAAUGCAAAUUAAUGAAUUCCAAACAGGUUUCCGACUCUGAACGAAAUAUGUUUUCCUUCACAAAUGAAUAAAUCUCAUUUAAUUAAAACCAAAAUUUCUAUAAAAACUGUCCCUUCACGGCAUAGAUCAACAGACCAUUGGUAAUCACACACACACCCACCCACGUUCACUGAAUGCGUAAUUUUUCAGAGGGCGUCAUUUUAAUCAAAUAUUUGCCCCAAGCCUGUCAUCGUCACAAAAAUCAACAAUUGAUAAAUGACAUGUCAUUCAGAACAAUUUAUAAACGAAUGAACGUUUGACUGACUGACCGGCCGAGCGGCGGUGUAGGUCAUUUAGGUCAUGUUAAUUGCAUACCAAUCAACUGGAACUGGGCUGGGGGUCGAGUUACUUAGUAAUCAGUAAAUUGUUGGGUUGCUUUAUUUACAUUUUUUUCGACAAAGAACUCAAAUUGUUUUUCUUUUCAAAUUUCAAAACUGAAAUGUUUUUUCAAGAUCUGCAUGCAAACAAACAUGCUGAUGCAUGUCCAUCGGAUUGGCUAACUAAUAUUUAGACAUGUAUAUAUGUUGAUGGCAAAGGAAAGCUUGGUUUUCCGAAUCGAUGAGUAAAUUAUUAUUGGUUUAUGUAAAUAGCCGGUAAUCACAUCAUAUGGCUAAUCGUUGCCUCAAUUAGAUCAAUAUUUACAAUUUGCAAAAAAUUCGGAAUUACAAACAAAGCAAAAGGUCUCAAACAAGUUUGUUUACAAAUUGCAAUUCAUGCAUUCAUAUGUACACACAGGUGUACAUGUAUAAGGAUAAGUGUACUUAUUUGAAAGGAGGAAAGGCGGAUCCUUACACUUGUUCAAUAAAAAAUGUGAGUUGCUUUUACGAAUGAAUAAAUCUGGCCUGAUUAUUGCAGUCACAAGAGAAUGUCUGCCGAUACCGGGUAAAUUUCUGUUUUUUUUGUACUAGACGUUGUGCUUCGAUCCUUUGGGAUCCUUAUAGCCAUUGAAUAGUAACAUCACAUUCUCAAACUUUGUAAAUAUUUUAAAGCGUUUAAUGCUGCAUAUAUGGCUGCAACGAUAAGUUCGUUUAGACGAGUUUCAAAUACUACUUCUUUGUUUAAAAAUGUCAAAUUAAAGCAGAAGUGGUUAAAAGUUGCACCUGGAUGUGGUUCGCGCGUUUGGGCCUUUUGCAAUGCCAAACAUUGAAGAUAUAGUUUUAUAUACUAAAGAGAAAUAAAAAUCAGUCGGUUGCGAAAAAUUGAGUUGACAUCGAAAAAAAGCUUUCCUCCGACUCCAAAUAAAAAUAGUUGUUAUGCAAAGUGUAUUUAAAUUUUAUACCCUCCAUCAUAGUAUUGAGGCUAUAUUAUGUUUGUAAAUCCGUUUGUAAUGCCACGAAAUAUACAUUUUAGACCCCACAAAGUAUAUAUAUAAAUAUAUACUUGAUCAGCAUAAAAUUCUAUGCGAUGUCCAUCCGUCUGUGGACAUCCCUCUAACUUCCGAACGAAAUUGAGUAUUAUAUCUGCAAAAGUGUAUUAUAUCUGCAGGACUUUUGGUAUUGAAAUUGGAUCAUGUAGGUCCACGUACGUUACCUCCCUAUAUUCGGUAUUUUGAUGGUUUCAGCUACAUUAUUCACCGAUUUUUUUUAUUCAAGUCUCGGGUUUGAAUAUUGUAAUGGUUUAUGACAAAAGUUACCUAUGCAGGUCCACGUCGUCGUAUAGACCUUAAUACAAUGGCUACAUUCGGUAUUUUUAAGAUUUCAACAGAAUUUUUAACCGAUUUUAUUUUUUUUGAAAAUUGCCAAAAUCUUUCCAAAUGCUGAAGGGUAUUCAAAGAUCGGCCCUGCCGAGCUUACAGCUUUUUUAUUUAUUUUUAUAUGGGGAACUAUUAAUAUCGGUUCAGAUUUUUAUAUAGCUUCGAUAUAUAUUUACAUCCGAUUUUACGGUUAUUGUUCACCAUAUAUGUAAUAUCAGCCCAAAUUGGAUAAAUUUCUUCAUACUCAACCGAACCUUUCCACUUGGUGAGUCUCUGUCCGGUAUAUCUAUUGCCCCAAUAAAUAUUUUUUAUAUAAUCUUUAGCGAAGUCAUAUCAUGCAAAAUAAACAAUUUUAUUAGGUACUAGAGGUACAAAGGCCUCUGUCAAAUUUGUUAAAAAUCAAUUCGGAGUUGGAUAUAGUUCUAAAAUUGUGACUACCCUAAAGCCAUGAUUCGCAUUCAAAUAAGGUUCAUAGUUGGUAUGUUUUACUAAAUUCUACAUAAAUUCCCAUUAUAAACUUUUCUUGUUGCGGGAGCUCUGCUUAAUAUGCAUGGUAGUGUAGGGUAUCAUAUAGUUGCUCCCGCCCGACUUUUGACCUUUCCCUACUUCAUCUUUUAAAGACGGGAAAUUUUUUUUUUUUAUGAUAAAUCAAUUGAUUGCUUGCAAGUUUUUCCGUGGGUUCGUCAACAUGGAAUCACUCAGAAAGAAGUUGCUGGAAAAGUUAGCAGAUAGCUGUAUACGUCAUUUAUGACUCCGUGGAAUUUUUUUGUGUGGUUAUCCCGUUCAGUGGAAUAUUUCUCUGAAAUUGGACACGGUUACCUCACAAAAAAUCCAACAUUUCAUAAUUUUUUCAGAGUAGUUUAGCUGCUGACGAAAGGUUCCUGAUCAGAAACAUUGUAAUGAGUUUGUGUGGAUGUUCAUGGCAAGAAAACUGCCUCACUCAUUAUCACCUUCCGUAGCUGUAACCACUACCACUUAAACUUCACCGAGACUAAAUUUGACAAAUGCGAAACAAUUUACGAAAUCUACCAUCAACACUUCUACGUCUUUGUUAAUUCUAGUUAAAUUCUGCAAAUUAUUGCAACUAUCAACAGUCGACUGUACACCAAGUAAAUAUUAUCGAUUGCAUUGUAAAUGUAUUGUAUUCAAUAAGAUUGUAAAAAGUAAACUCUAGUAAUGUAGUUAAUUGAGGCCAAUAAAAACCAAGCAAACAUUUAUUAACAUUUUUAGUAUAAAAUACAAAUCUCCAGAAAAA
Messenger RNA from Musca domestica (house fly), 12688 nucleotides. RefSeq lists its product as uncharacterized. The record is from RefSeq and is a predicted model, not a curated record. The transcript has 13 exons. Bases 3355 to 6504 code for a protein of 1049 amino acids. Gene Ontology annotation, molecular function: protein binding. Lineage: Eukaryota; Metazoa; Arthropoda; Insecta; Diptera; Muscidae.